ACUCUACGGGCAGCAGAAGCCUAUAAGAAAAGCAAUAAGCCUAAUUUAGCUAAAUUAGCGCGGGAAUUCGCGGUUCCAAUUGAUCGACUACGCGGUCGCGUCCACGGUCGGAAGUCCAAUUCGACUAUUGCUAGCCAGAGCAAGGCAUUAAAUUCAAUUCAAGAAAAAGUAUUGAUAUCUUGGAUUUAUACCCUACGCAAUUUAUAUACUACAAAUACCCCAGAGCCGAAUUACUACUUUGGUUUAAUAGCCUUCGAAAGUUUAUAG
This is a messenger RNA of Penicillium vulpinum, 267 nucleotides long. RefSeq lists its product as uncharacterized. The transcript is spliced from 2 exons. The annotation marks the transcript as partial. NCBI's taxonomy places the organism in Eukaryota, Fungi, Ascomycota, Eurotiomycetes, Eurotiales, Aspergillaceae. The record is from RefSeq and is a predicted model, not a curated record.